Messenger RNA from Suillus subalutaceus, 390 nucleotides. Its product is annotated as 60S ribosomal protein L22. The record is from RefSeq and is a predicted model, not a curated record. Gene Ontology annotation, cellular component: ribosome. Gene Ontology annotation, biological process: cytoplasmic translation. Gene Ontology annotation, molecular function: structural constituent of ribosome; RNA binding. The transcript has 4 exons. The coding region runs from base 1 to 390 and encodes 129 amino acids. Lineage: Eukaryota; Fungi; Basidiomycota; Agaricomycetes; Boletales; Suillaceae.
AUGGUCAGUCCCGGCACCGCUUUGCUGAGUUACCUUCUCACCGCUGGUGGAAAAGCCCCUGCUGUAAAGCACAAAUUUGUGAUCGACUACUCUCGCCCAGCAACCGACGGCGUCUUCGAUGGCGCUGACUUCGAAAAGUUCUUGCACGAUCGUAUCAAGGUCGAGGGCAAGUCUGGUCAGCUCGGUGAAAACGUCAAAAUCGCAACAGCAAAAUCACUGUUACCCUCCAACGUCCCUUUCUCAAAACGCUAUCUCAAGUACUUGACGAAGAAGUUCUUGAAGAAAAACACCCUGCGCGACUGGAUCCGCGUGGUCGCAUCAUCGAAGGAUGUGUACGAGCUGCGUUUCUACAACAUCGCCCGUGAUGGCGAGGAGGAGGACGAAGAGUAA